This is a messenger RNA of Diabrotica virgifera virgifera (western corn rootworm), 4935 nucleotides long. Its product is annotated as zinc finger protein Xfin-like. The transcript has 16 exons. Gene Ontology annotation, biological process: regulation of transcription by RNA polymerase II. The coding region runs from base 415 to 4443 and encodes 1342 amino acids. Gene Ontology annotation, cellular component: nucleus. The record is from RefSeq and is a predicted model, not a curated record. Gene Ontology annotation, molecular function: RNA polymerase II transcription regulatory region sequence-specific DNA binding; DNA-binding transcription factor activity, RNA polymerase II-specific. Lineage: Eukaryota; Metazoa; Arthropoda; Insecta; Coleoptera; Chrysomelidae.
CUUAUCAUAAUAAUUGAAAAAAAUAAGUAUCUGUAAUCCAAGUCCUUUUGUCACUGUCACAGUCACCUGUCCCUGUCACUAUUCAUAAUAACAUCUGUCAAUAUGAGAUAUUUUAAAAACUGUAAAAAGUGGAAACAUAAGAUUUUUGUUUUAUUUUAGAUUAUGGUGAUUUAAUUUAUAUAUUUCUUUGAACCAUGCUUUCUGUUUGAUGAAAAGCACCUUCAAAAAUAUUGCACAACACUUAAGUACUGCUUUAUUUAUGACUUUAUUAUUAUAAUCUUUAUCCCAACAAAAAUAAACAAUUAAAAUAGAAGGGAAUCAAUAAAUUGUUAAAUCAGAACAGCAGAACUUGCUGACAAGAAUACAGCAGCUUAAAUAAAUCAGGACAUAUAAAUUUUGUAAAAGUAGUUGAAAAUGUUAACUGGUGCUAAUGUCAACAGUGUUUCUGAAGAAACUGAUUGGCCUACCUUCUUUAUUAUUCCAUUUGAUGCCUGUGGUCAAGUGAAAGUACUGCCUGAUGGAAGCAUAUACCUUAUUACCAAUGAAAACCCACAGAGUGAAGAUCAAACAAAUGAGGCUAUCCUCAGUAGCUUCGAGUCUAAUAUUGCAAAUCAACCAGAAACACCAAAACUUGUCAAAAUUCAACCACAAAUUAAUGAACUGGAAGAACUACCAGUCCCUGUAGCACAAAACGGUGCAAUAGAUGCACCAUAUUCAUGUUCAGCUUGUCAGGCUACUUUCUCAACUCCCAAAGAACACUCAGAUCACUUAAAAUGCCACAAAAAGUUUAAAUGUACGAAUUGUCCAGCCACCUACAACAUUGAAACCAACUUGAAGAUACACUUCGAGUUGGUGCAUCGUACUGAAAAUACCUUAAGAAACUGCCCGAUAUGUGGUGUUGCUUUACGGUUCAAAAGGGCAGCUAGUUUGAAGUCACACAUGAUGAUCCAUCAAGUUGAGGAGGUGUAUACGUGUGAGCAAUGUGAAGCCGAGUUUGAAAAAGAGAACGAAUAUUCCCAACACGUCAUCUCCCACAAUUCCAAAAAACCAGAACAGGAACCCCCUUUAUCAUGUCCUCAGUGCAUUCUUCAAUUCGAAACAAAAGAAGAGCUGAAACUGCAUAAAGCCAACCAUACAAAAGCAUGGAAGUACUUCAAACGAAAAAGAACCAAACAAAAAGGUCCUGCUAGGAAUGUAAAGUACACCUGUGAUAUUUGUAAUAAAGGUUUUAUCAAGAAAUCACUCUUAGAAAGACAUGAGAGGAUACAUAGUGGAGAAAAGCCGUUUGAAUGUAAUUUAUGUCAGCAAACAUUUAGCCAGAAAGUAACUUUAGAAAAUCAUUUACUGAAACACACGGGACGUAAGCCAUUUGCUUGCUUUUUGUGCCCGGCUAGAUUCAAUCAAAAAGGAAAUCUAAGAGUCCACAUCAACAAAACUCACACUGCACCCCAAAACGGCCAAAAAGUAUUCAAAUGCUCACAAUGCUCGUGCAUGUUCAAGCGAAUAGCAUCCCUCAACGGACAUGUGACCAAAGCCCAUCUCACGGUAGAGUCUACAGAAGACGGUGUGGUUAACGAUGUUUUGAACAACCUGAAAGACCUAAAAGACUUAAAAAACACGAAUUUCGAGACUUCUGUUACUUUAACCGAGUCUGGCAGCGAAAAAAAGUAUUCGGUGAAGUUGAAAAAAAUCGGAGAUACGAAAUGGUACAAGUGUACGUAUUGUUUUAAGUUGUGUAAGAAGCCUAGCGAUAUUAUAAGGCACAUCAGGAUACAUACAAAGGAAAGACCUUAUGAGUGUAAAUUGUGUCCUGCAACAUUUACUUCCAAAGCUGCCGUACAUAAUCACAAAAAACUACAUUUCAGCAAGAUAUUCAAAUGCGAUGUUUGCGACAGCGUUUUAGAUUCAAAUAUGGAAUACAUCGAUCAUCUGCACAAAGGAGAAUGUGGAAAACUACUCUUACCAAAUUUACCGGACCAAGUAGAUUCUGUCAUUAGUAAAGUACCCAAACAAACGGGUACAGCCGAUUCUGAUGUACUCCCCGAAGUUCCAACUCCAAACACUUCAGAUACAACCGUUGCGAAACCUUUCCAUUGCACGAUGUGUAGUGCAAGAUUUAGCAAAAAGACCAAUCUACACAAGCACGUCCAGACACACGAAGCAUUGAGGUACUACAAAUGCCCUUCAUGCUCAAAAGUAUUUCUGAGUAUGCACCAGCUGAAAGAACACAUGAGUCAGCACACUAACAACAAAAAGUACCACUGCAAGAUUUGUAGCAGGAAGUUUCCGACAGUUGCAAGGUUUCGAAAGCAUAUGGCGUAUCAUACCAGUGCAAAAAUGUUAAAAUGUCCUUAUUGUCCUAGGACUUACCCGAAUGAAGAAAUCACUAAGAUUCAUCUUAAGAUUUUCCACAAAAAAGGUCUGAUAGUGGAGGAAUCUGAACCAGUAAAUGAUAUUCAAGAGCCUGCGAUAACAUCAAUUGCAACACCCAUAGCUGAAUCUGAUCAAUUGAAAGAUGUUGUAGAGUGUGAAGAUACUGUAGCUACAGAAAUUAUUAAUAUAAAUAAUGCAGAACCAAUAGGAGAUGCUCAAAUAAACCCGGAUUUUCAGACCUUUAGCGUUAAUUUGGAGGAUAUCCAACUAUUGAACCAAGGUGUAUUCAGUACUUUGGUACAAAAUGUUACGGUCCCAGACAAUUUCCAGCUUGCUCCUGCUUCCACUCUGAUCGAACCGACUGAAACCAAUGAAGUGCUUCUGUACAACGCCGCUCCUCAACCCCUGGAAAACGUACCUGAAACAACUGAAGACGUGUACGACGACACUGAUACCAUAUUUCAACUUACAGACAAUAUCAAUGACAAUAAAAAUCUGUACAAAGGCGCAAGCAUCUUAUGCAUGGCAUGCAAUCAAGUGUUCUCGAACACUCUUUUUGAACAGCACGCUUGUAGAGAUACCUUAACUGAUAAGACUGCUGUGGCACUAACAGAAGACGAAAUCGAAGCGAGGAUACAAGAGAUCGAACAAACACUAGGGAUACUACAAGAUGGCAACACAUCUUCGAAAGAUCAACUUCAAGAUUUAGAUAAAAUAGAACCUUGUCAAAUCUUCCAGUGUCCCGCGUGCAACAAAGCGUUCAAAAGCAGAUUGGCUUUCAAGAAGCACAUCAAGAUGCACUCAUGUUGGGAGUGUUACAAGUGCAAAAAGGUGUUGAUAGGAAAAAACGCUUAUCUAGAGCAUGUACAGUCUCAUAAAAAUAGUAAGAUGUUCCCUUGUUCGUACUGCAAGAAGUUGUUUAAGAAACCUUCAGAUUUGGAAAGACACCAUCGUAUCCAUACGGGAGAAAAGCCUUUCGAAUGCACGAUCUGCCACAAGAAGUUCACUCUUCGAGCAACCCUCAAGAGCCACCUUCGAACGCAUGAUCCUCAACAAAAACAAUACCCGUGUGACGUCUGUGACGUCCUUUAUUCGUCCAAGACCAGUUUGAAGAUGCAUAUGACCCUACACACAGGUGUGUUGCAUUACAAAUGCCACGUCUGCAAGGCCGAGUUCCGAACGCCGAGUGCCAAAAAAGCCCACAUGGAGAUGGGCCACAAAUCGUCACAUAAUACGAAGACCAAAAGAAAGAAUAAAAUCGCCAACAUUUUGAGGUCUGCCAGUAACAAGUUGGUGUCACAGAGUGUAGAAGAGAUUCAGGGGGAAGCGCACGAGUACGUGACAUACGAAAACAUCCCAGUGGAAAUAGAUCAGGGGCAGCUAUUAACCCAAACGGAAACUCUGGACCUCACGUCGCAAAUAACCGACCUAAAUCUUCCUCCAGGAGCAAUCCUGUCCACCAUACAAGAAGGCGACAUUACUGUGGAUCCCAACUUACUGCAGCAAUUCCAGAUGGCCGACGUGGUGUUGACGACGAAUCCCGAACCUGAACCAGGACCUUCGAUAAUAAUCGAUGACGUUAGCAGCUUUUUGAAUCUGAACCCUACGACCAAUAACAUUCAGAUAGUUUCUAUGCCUGAAAACGACGAAGGGGGAGUCACUAUUAGUAUUAAGGAAGAGGAAGAGAUAGCACCGAAGAAGGGCAAGUCAGAAAAAUCAAAACUGGCAGUCCAGUGCGAUUUGUGCUUACGACUACUGGCUUCCAAAGACGGUUUGAGAAAACACAAGAAGAACGUGCACGGUCACAAGAGGAAACACUCAUGCUUUAAGUGCGACGAGAAAUUCGACACCAAAGAGCAGCUUGCCGUGCACGAGAAAAUACAUUUGGCAGCUUUACCGUGUCCCAUUUGCCCAUUGGCGUUCGAGACUGAGGCGACACUGAAGGAACACUUGUACAGGGUACACUCAGUCGCCAAGUCAAGUGAAGAAACUCUUUCUUUGUUCAACUUGAAGCUAGCCUCGAUGGACGAUCCCUUGUUAAAUAAAUACGGAGUGACGUAUUUUAACUAAAACGUGUUUAACUCAUAAGUUAUGAUAAUGGUUGUUCUAAAAUUUAUGAAAGAUUUUAAUUUAAUAGAAGACUGCUUUUUUUUUCUUUAGAUUGUAAUUUUUCUAAAUAAUGAAACACGUAUAAAAAUAUAUAUAAAUAAUCCAAGUAAAAUUUAAAUUAAAAAAAAAAAGAAUAUGCGUGUGUGUACUUUGUACGCACGUAAGAAGUUAUACUUCGAAAUUAAUAUGUACUUUAAACAGUUUAUUUAUAUUUUAUUUACAUAUUAAACAAAUUUUAAUACCUACUACUUUCCAAAAAUUUUUAUUAAAACAAUACCAAAAAUUAAAAAAAUAAAAGAAUUAAACACACACAAACACAAUGAAAAAUGCCACAAAGAAAUUAUUUCUGAACAAUAAUUGUUGGCAAAAAUUUUAACUAAAUACGCAUUUUCUGAAAAAAAAUUAUAUAACAAAUAUACUUACAAUCAUAAAAUGUAUAAAAAAAAAUAAAAA